Molecule: messenger RNA, 2642 nt
Organism: Zootermopsis nevadensis
Lineage: Eukaryota; Metazoa; Arthropoda; Insecta; Blattodea; Termopsidae
Gene: kune
Product: claudin
Biological process (GO): septate junction assembly; regulation of tube size, open tracheal system
Cellular component (GO): membrane; septate junction
Source: RefSeq, a predicted model, not a curated record
ACGUUUGCAGCAGUGAUUGUGAAUUGGAAUGGAACCACCUGCCACCAGGACGCGAAGUCAGUCAGGAUAAUAAACAAACAUGGGAAGAAAAUCGAGGACUGGUCUUGUGGCUACGGCAUUUGCAGCUCUGGCAUUUGUGUUUAUUUUCAUUGCGUUUGUCUCUCCGUAUUGGCUCGAAACAGAUGGCAAAUUAAAAGAUCCGAAAUUCCUGAACAUAGGCCUGUGGCAGGUUUGUUUCCAAGGGUUUGUUGAUCCUCGCCACUGGUAUGAGACAGAGUUUUAUGGUUGUUGGUGGGUAUUUGAAGAGGAAUAUUACAUUAUCCAUGAUAUAUUAUUGCCAGGUUUCUUUGUUGCAACACAGUUUUUUUUCACCUUGUGCUUCACACUUCUACUGAUAGCUAGUUUUCUCGUGCCCUUAUACCUGUGUUGCAGUCGGGAGCACGAGCGUUUUGUACUGCUUCUGCUUGUUAUAGGAACUGAUCUCACAAUAGCAGCUGUAUCAGGAACAAUUGCUGUCAUUAUUUUUGGUGCAUGUGGAGAUGGCCGAGAUUGGAUGCCAAACUGGGAACAUAAUAACAUAUCCUGGUCUUAUGCACUAGCUGUCUUUGGAGUUCUGUUCCUCUACAUUAGUGGAAUUCUGUACCUAGUAGAGGGGCGUGUUCAUCAUAAGAAGCGUGAGAGGGCACGGGAGGCCACUCAUUCAGCUUAUCAUAUGGAACAAAGGAAGGGUCACACAACAAUCUGAAAGACAGCAUUUUGAGAAGUGAUUUAUACUGGAGUUUGUUCAAAGAAUUUCACAUAGCCCACCCUUCUGUCAGUUUUAGGUUGGGCAUGAACAUGUUUCUUUUAGCGCCAAGUUUUAAGAUAUAAUUUAGAAGAGUGUGUUGUCAACGUAUAUUUUAAUUUAGUUAUUUUCACCAUAUAGGCAUAACCUCAGAAUAUUGACAUACCUGUAUUAUGUGUAACAUGAACUAAUAACUUGCCACCCACAAAGUUUUUUUGUUAUGUUUAUCUUAUGUGUUUUAGUAAUUUUUUAUUCUGCCUCAAAUUCUUUGAAGGUCAGCCAUGGGGUUAUAGCCUGCUAAUUCAGAAACGCUGUUUUACACUGUAUGAACUUUAAAUUCUGCAGUAAUUAUUCAUAUACUCUUAGAUGAUAUGGUAUGCAUUCAUAUCAUCCUUGAAGCACAAUUUUAUGUAGGCCAAGGCAAAAUUCGGAUAAUGUUCUCACAUUUUUAAAACACGUGUACUUGUCUUAUUCAGUUAUCUAAAAUUUAUGGGUGCCUUGUAGCUCUAGGCUAGGUUUGUUAGCCUGGGCACUACAUAUUGUAAAUAAGAAAUAGAGUUGCAUUUUAUUAAAAUUAUACAUUUAUAGCAACACUUCAGAGACCCUUGCAGCAUCAGUGAUAGAGGUGAUGAGACACAACAUGGCAUUGUAACCUAGAAGACAGCCAUCUUCAUACUUUCUGUUGUAAGAACCUCAAAUCGUUGUUGCAUAUGCAGUAAAACAGCAAUAUAAUGCUCAUAACUUGUUCUGGAAUAGCGAUCUUGUUAUUACCUAAAUAUGCAUGAGUUAAAUUGCAGAUUAUUAAAACAAAGCUUUAAAUGUUACUCUUUUACCUAAUUUCAUUGUGAGUUGUGUCCAUAUUUUUAGCGCAAACAUUCUGUGGAAUUAGAUAUAACAGUAUUUUGAAUCUCUCAUUGAUUUUAACAAGUCAUUCUUAAGUUUAUAUAAUUCUGAGUUAGUAAUAAAUAUAAUUAUGUACCAGAUUAGGAGUAUAAAAUAAAUUAUGCAAAAGCUUUUUUCUAGUUCUGGUUGAAUCUCAUUUUAUAGUUGCAGUUCUGAAGACAAAAUUUGUUUUGGCCAAUCCAUUAUUAAUUUUAAGAAUUAAGGAAAUAGAAAUGUAUAUUGUAUAUAGUGCUGAACUGAUCAGUAUUCAAAGAAUGUUACUCAUGAAAAUGAAGAGUUUUGAAUUAAAUCUGUUUCCCAAGUUACAUAUUACUUUGCAAUCUCUGCAGUUUGAACAGCAUGUCAGUAACUUAUCAAUCUUAAACAAGUAAUGUCUUUUUUUCUAUAGUUUUUGCUACCUUUCAAAAUAUGAAAGGUUAAUUUUUCUUGUACAGUUUAUAUUGUGCAUUACUGUAAACUAUGAACUUAACAGAUAUCUAAUCAUUUAUCAUUAAGGUACUGAUCCAUUGGUAUAGCAAUCGUAUAUUUCUUUUGCAAUACUGUUAUGUGGUCAAUACUGGGGAGGGAGAAACAUAGUAAAGUGAAAACAAAAAUUUGUAUAUUUGGAAGAGGAAUGAGCAGUUAUCACAGAUGAAUAAAAUGCAGACUGCAAUAUUCCCCAAUGAAGAUGGGUGUGAAAGCAAUGAAAAUUGUAAUUCCUAACACUGAUGAUGUUGUUGAUUAGAUGUUUAAAAGUAUUGACAUUCCGUCCAAAGCAGUGAACAUUGCAUCACUAAAAGCUUAUAUAAAUUUUACUGUAAUAUUGAAAUAGAAAUGUAUUUUUAUAGUGUUAUUUCUUACUGAAAUUACGCAUUUUAUAUUUUAUACAAUUAGCACUGGCAGUGUGACUUUCUUUUUCAAGUGUAUAGAACUAUUUUAUUACAUGUGUUUAAUAAAUAAUAAUAUAUGCACUAUG